This is a messenger RNA of Onychostoma macrolepis, 6565 nucleotides long. RefSeq names its product transmembrane protein 91 (gene tmem91). Gene Ontology annotation, cellular component: intracellular membrane-bounded organelle; membrane. The transcript is spliced from 5 exons. Bases 2796 to 3515 code for a protein of 239 amino acids. The record is from RefSeq and is a predicted model, not a curated record. NCBI's taxonomy places the organism in Eukaryota, Metazoa, Chordata, Actinopteri, Cypriniformes, Cyprinidae.
CUUGUUAAUAUCAAUGUUGAAAACAGUUGUGCUGCUUAAUAUUUUUGUGGAAACUGAUACUUUUUUCAGGAAUCUUUGAUGAUCAUAAGGUUAAAAAGAAUAGCAUUUAUUUAUUCUUUACUGUCACUUUGUAACAUUAUAAACAGAGCUGGAUAUUAACUGAUUCCAUGUAAUCUGGAUUAUGUAAUCAGAUUUUAAAAAAUCAGUACUUGCAAUUAGAUAAUAGCACAUUUUAAUAGAUAAUAGUUACAUUUUUAUUGAUUACAUGAUUACAUAAUAUUCACACAAUAGCAAUAAAUGAUUAGUUAUUAGGACAAUUGAUUGAUUCUCCUUAAUUCUUCUUUUUCAUUUUAUAUAAGCCUAUAGCUUAUAUAUAUAUAUUCAGAAAGUCUUCCGGUUUUGUGGACAUUCACACAAAGACCAGUCACUAGUAAUUUGGCUAUAAUUACAAAGAAGAGUGAAAGAUCACACAGCAUUUGUGCUUUUACAAAAAUCAUUUCAAUUUUAUUAAAACUAUUUUCUCAAAAUUUCAACAUUGCAUCAACUAUGAACACUUCAUAUUGUUAAUAACAACAAAUUGAGUAUUUUUUCUCUUCGUAUUUUUAUAUCAGUAUGGUACAAGAUUGUCCUAUUUAAAUAAAUCAAUGCGACAAACAAGCUCAAAAGUAAUCAAAAAGUAGUCUGAUUGUAUUACCUAAAAUGGAUUACAUUUCUAUCAAAAAUUUUGUCAUGUAAUUUGGAAUCAGUAAUGGACAACGAUUUGCAAGUAAUCUACCCGGCACUGAUUAUAAAUGUCUUUACUAUGAUUUUAAUGAACAUUGCUGAAUAAAAGUAUCAUUAAAAAAAAAAAAAUCUUAAUGUCCCCAAACGUGUAAUGGUGAAUUAUUCACACUAGGAACAGAACUGGGCAUUAAGAAACUAAAUAUGGUCAGAUUUGCUUUGAUGUUGAAAUAAGCGUUUUUUUUUGGCUGACAUGACCAACCUCUCUUCUCCCCUCCAACCACUUUUCACAAACUUCAUAAUUCCUGAUGGAUUAAAUCAAGGAUAUAUGUUUCAUCUCAUUGAAUACCAUGUAUCACUCAUAACUAUACCACAUUGUGGAAGUAUAUGGUUUCAUGUUGACUUUAAACUGUGUCUUUCUUUUUUUAUUAGUUAUAUUUUCUUUCUAUAGGAGCGACACACGUGGACAAGAUCUCUCAAUGACAUGACCAGGAACAAUGCUUGACAAGACAACCUCAUGCCAAUAUGGCAACUGCUAAAGCAGCCUCUGGAAAAAAAGAGCAAGAAAGGUAGUGCAAGAGAGAGAGAAGACACUUGUGUCAUACUGAUGUGUUUCCAGUAGCACUGGAUAUACACUGUACACACAAACACGCAACCAAACACCACCAGGCUCUAGGACCCUGCGGUACACUGAUGCUCUACCGAGAAGAGAGGGGGAAGAGUGGGGGGUGGAGUGGAGCGCAAAAAAGACAGUGGAGGAGGGAAAGAGAGAUGUGGAGAGAGAAGAGGAGAGGAAGAUGCAAGGAUCCGCUUCGCUGCUGUAGUUUGAAAGUCUCGCCAAGGGGACUUAGAAGAGCAUUGGUGGUAUAAAUACCCAGCAUAAACAGGAUUAAAAGAGCAACUACUGACUCCAUCAGAGAAGUGUGAAGUGAGAGAGACAAGCAGAGAGAGAGAAUAAAGUACACACUCGUACACACAAAUGGAGAAUAUGUCUUGGUGCUGAAGUAUUGCUGAAGUUCAAACUGGGCCACUGGAUUCAUCUAUUUUGCUCCAGUCCCACUGGACACGCACCCACACGGACACACGGAGUUCAGGAUCAAUGGAAGAGCACAGUCCAAGUACCAGCAUGAGAGGUGAGGGGCGCCGGAUUCGACUCUGAGAGACUUCACACGGCCGGGAGAGCGUGGCGCAUUAAAAAUACAGGUCCCCACAAGAGCUUUCUGGUCUCAGCUAGUGCUAUAAAUCAAUAGCCGUGCACUCUGAUUUCUUCAUCAAGACAUUUCUCCUCGGCUACAAACAGAAUGGCUUUCUUGAGCACUUGCUGACCAGAAACUGCACUCCAGAGGAUACUAUUUUUGUGGACGUCUGAAGUCUAUUUCGCACUGCGGCUCUGAAAACACACUGGAUGACUAAAACGAUAUAUUUAUAUACAUGUGCAUAGCUGAUAAAGCUGAUAAGUCUUUCAACCACCUGUCAAUGUUCUUUUUUUACGCUUACGCUGACACUUCCUUCAAAGCUUUUGGCACUUCAGAGAAUAUUCCUAUCAGCUUUGGACUGUCUAAAUCGCAGCUAUUUUUAUUCCACUACAUAUUUAGAUAAAAGUCUCCCACUACAGAAUUCUGUUCAAAAUAUUUCGUCUGAAUGAGUGAGAGCAGAAGGGAGGUUCAUGCUUAAAAUCUUCACUAUUUCACAACCUGUCUACAGUUUGUUGCUGAUCAUGGUUUUCCAUCAUCAGAAGUGAUUUUUUUUCAUGCAAAAUGAAGCACAUUAGCAUAUUUAUGGGCUGAGAUAUAUCCAAUCGUGUACUACGUGCUGCAUGGAUCUUGCAUUCAGUCAUCAAGGUGAAGGAACAAAUAGCUUCUGACGUGUGAAGAAAAUGGAAUAUUAAAGAGCUCUGUGCAUUUAAACACAUGGACUAAAAUCAUGGUGUCAACUUGGGAGGAGAUGGAGGAGCACACAAGUUAGUUUCCCUGUUAAGGUUAAUGCUUGUAUCUGUGUGAAAUCAACCAAAAACUAUUUACGGUAAAUUGUUCAGCCGGAAAGCAUUAGUUGAUGUCAGAUUCAGAUAUCGGAAAAUGGAGAAUUUGGAUGAACUAGAACAUCCAUUGUUAGGUGACAGCAGCCCCAAAAACUCAAGUGGAACAGGCACCAGUGGUAGUGGACUGUUCAAAAGCAUAUUGAUGAGAAAUGAGGAGGACAAAAGACUGCCCUCUCUGGACUGGAGGAAUUAUUGCAGUUCUACAGACAUUCAACAGCAGCAGCUACUGGAUCCAUGUUCAUUGCCCAGCACUCUAGAGACUCUUUAUCCUCCCACUACCAUUUGGGCCGCUGCUGACUCCCUGGGCAUUCACAGUAAGGAGUAUCUGGAAACCACUUUUGUGGACAUUGGCCCUGGUUCACCAUUGGAAAGGAAGUUACUGGCGGAGACAAGAGAUGUCCAUAGUGUAUCCUACAGCAUAGAAGAUGGGGAUGACCUUUUGCCAGACUUUGAGGACUCCUCCAGUGAUGACUUCAGUGAUACAGACAGCGAAAGCAACUUUCCCAUCAUGAUCCCUCAAGAUUACCUGGGCCUGGCUUUCUUCUCCAUGCUCUGUUGUUUCUGGCCUCUGGGCAUUGCUGCGUUCUAUCUUUCCCAAAAGACGAACAAAGCAUCAGCACAAGGAGAUUUCCAGGGCGCCAGUGCAGCAUCUCGGCAGGCUCUGUGGCUCUCUAUCCUUUCAAUCGUGUUCGGCAUCGUCACUUACAUCUGCGCCAUCGCUGCCCUGAUCUCCUAUCUGUCCGGGAAACCACCUUAAAGACUACUGUAUCGGUAUCUUCUCUCAAUUCUUCCAGAAACGCACCUCCCUGGUUCCUAAUUACACAACCGCUGCUCCUUACAUACUUACAUUCAUCUACACCUGUAAUAAGUACAUUCAUUUGGCAGAGACGCCACCUUUGUAACAUUUUCUGCAAGUUCACGGCUGUCAUAUUAGAUUAAAAAAAAAUAAAAAAUGCAAAACACUACAUUUGGAAAGAGGGUAGUUUCAGCUGAAAUCUUAGUAUUUGGGUCAAAAAAUAUGACACCCACUUCAGAAAGAGAGACCUGCGCUCUAUCUUGGCGCUUGUCUCUUAAGUUGGCAGGGGAGGGAGUGAUUGAGGCCUAAGGGUUUGUUAGAAGGGAACUAGACAAGGACUGUGAGAUCAGGAGAUCACAACGGACUUGGCUGUGAAACAGCGGGACGUGCCCUCCGAGACACAUGACUUGAGCGAACUGGGUCAUUUUCUAUCUGAGCUCUAAAGCUGGUCAUUGAUUCACUCUCCAAAUCGAAAACACCACAGUAAAUGACUUUAGAACUCAGUUGGAAAUUGUCAGUUAGAAAACAAGUACAAGUUCAGGCAGAUUCUGCAAAUAUGCGGAUGCAUAACAAGUAUGCACAGGCGAAAGUUCAAUGCGAUGAGGGUAACACACACAUAUACACUGCAGCUUUCACUGAGUCAUGUCGUUAUGAGAAGCUUCUCCUGCAGGACUCUAUUCAUAGCUUGAUAAAUGUAGACUCUUCAUUUUCCACCUAUUGUACCAACAAAACCGUAUGGAGACACUUCAUAUGAUUCAACUGAACCAUGCCUGCAAACUCUGGACUGGUAAAAAAAAAUAAUAAUAAGUUGGUGAAUCAGGAAACAGGCCACCAAACAUUAUUAAAAACAUGCUAACUGCUAUUUUCUUGAAAUUAAAUUUUUUGGGUCAUUUCAAGUAUUAAGCAUUAUAACAUUAUUCAUGAUAAUUACGAUUAUUUCAGUAAUCUGCGUUGAUCAGCAAGUCUUUGGCAUAAACCACCAUACAAAAAAAUAAUGUUUGAGAAUUAUUCGACAAGAAUUUGGAUUUUAUCUUAAGAAAUUAAGAUUUUCAGUUGAAAUAAUUUUGAAGAAAUUCUGAUAUUUGAAUAGAACUUCUUGUUUUAGAGUCAACAUGUUUUGAAACAACACAAAUGCCUAUGGUAACAUUAACUGUAAAAUGGCCAUAAAAACAAUGAUUUACAGUUAAUAUGAUAAAGUCUAAUUAAAUGCUAAACCUUAUUUCAGCCUUUAAACCAUUUUUUAAGAAAAAGGAUGAAUCAAAAUGAUAAAGUUAUGUAAUUUAAAUAUAACUGUUCUGAACAAAAACGGCAAACAGGCUGAAUAAAAAUUCAAAUUCAACUCUCUGACAGUAUAGGUGCCAUUUAUGAAAAGCAGAAAUUCAGCGGUUACCCCUGUACACAAAGCAGAUGUGCAUUUUAAACACCAUUGUAUUGACAUUAUACAGAGGAGGAAAUGAAGAAAAUGCCAUUAAAACCCUUGAGAACAGUCAGUUCCUUUUAAAGCUACAUUCAGUUUUGCCCAAAAGCAUUGAGUUUGCAGGUAUGUAAACAUCUUUAAAUGACAAAAGCUAAAGCUGUAGUCAGUGACAUUUCUAUCACUGCGUGCUCUAUUUUGUUGUAGCACUCUACUCUAUUCUUAAAUCCAUUUUGUGGGCCUACAUUUCCCCUUGAUAACCUCAGAGGCGAGUGAUAAGCAGUGCCAAACACAACGCUUUGACUCAAGUGCUUUAGUUGCUACUAUAGGAAGUGUCUCUGAUAUGAAACACAUUACUGUACAUCGCAUUCUCACACCUUCAAAUCCAUCUGCAUUCAUGUACAAUUAAUGGCGCUACCUUUUUUAAGCAGUAUAUUCGUGUUUAUAAACCUAUUUUGCAAAUGUUCUGUUCAUUAAUUUGACUGGUGAACUGUUAACAAUCCAUACAACAGAUAUACCUGUAUACAAAUGCACCCAGGAUUCACUAAACUAUAUAAAAACCCGAUAUACACUAUCGUUCAAAAGUUUGGGGUCAGUUUUUUGAAAGAAAUUAUUAUUUUUAUUCAGCAAGGAGAUGUUAAAUUGAUCAAAAGUGACAGUAAAUACAUUCAUAAUGCUGCAAAAGAUUGAUAUUUCAAGUAAAUGUUGUUCUUUCUAUUCAUAAAAAAGGUAAUUGUUUUCACAAAAAUAUAUUAUUAAUAUUAAUAUUAAUUCAUAUAAUAUAUAUAAUCAUUUUAAAAUGAAACUGAUAAUAAGUAAUGUUUCUUGACAACAGAAUCAUCAUAUUAGAAUGAUUUCCGAAGUAUCAUGUAACACUGAAGACUAGGGAUGCACCGAUUAUUCUUUAUAAAUGAAAGCCGAUAACCGAUAUGUUGGCCGAUAUAUCGUGCAUCCCUACUGAAGACUGGAUUAAAGACCAUAAAAGAAAUAAAUUAUAUUUUAAUAUAUCCAAAUAGAUAACAUUUAUUUUUAACUGUGAUAAUAUUUCACAAUAUUAUAGAUUUGACUUACUAAUGAAACAAAUGCAGCCUUGUGAGGAUGAGAGUCUUUCAAAACAUUAUUAAAACAUCUUUCCGACCCCAAACAUUUGAAUGGUACAAAGUCUAUAUUCUAAUGUCAAGUGCACAAAACUACAAUCUGAAAACCACGUGAUUUAAAGGUUGAAAUGUGCCCUGUUCCAAAAGAUUAAUCUACAAAACAGCGGUCAGCAUAAACUGCCUUGGCAGGUGCCCUUCAUGCUCCCCGCAGUUAGAAAUUGGGUCACCUCAUGGUAGGAAAUUAUGUAUUACUUCUACAACAAGCUGCCCCAUGGAGCAGAGGAGAGAAGCGAUAGCACAGCCCCCUCCAGUAAGCUAUCAUUGCCUGUGUGGGAUCACAGAAGAGCACCACAAACAGUCCUCCAGUGCACAGGACAAAGUGCUGCGGUCGAGUCUCAGUACAGGAAUACAGACCAGAGAGAUCCUCUCCUGUCAUUAUUUUAUUCCUCCUCUACAUUAAUCUUGUGUAAAUGUGUAUGUAAAUUUUGCAGGUAACUGUU